CACUGCCUGAGCCGAGCCUUUAACUCUUCACCAGUGUGGAGCAGCCAGCAGCGCGCACUCGCACACACACUCACUCACACACACAUACUCUCAUAUACACACACUCAUACGCAGCCACACACACACACACUCUCACUCACGGCGCAGGUGAGCGGCAAGCAGGAAAGGAGGCCGUGGGAAAAGAAGACAUCAGCCAGGCAGACACGGAGAGAAGAAAGACUGCUGGUGCAGGUUUUGGGAUAAGUGUCGGAUUUUCCCUUUGAGGAGUUUGUGCUGUUUUUUUUUUUUCUUUUUCUUUUUUCCCUCCGUUUCUUUAUUCUUCCUCAGUGAUUGAAGGCUGACUUGAAGCUGGAGGGUUUGGUCCCACUGACUGAGUCUCAACAGUGCAUCCACAUCAUCCGUCUGCACCGCUUCUUUGUGUGUGUCGGCCAGAACAGAACAAACAUAGCGCGCAGCCGAGCGGAGCCUGUGUGUGCCUGGGAUAUCUGACAGCUUCCUGCAGGAUCUGACACUGCACAGACGAGCGAGAGAGCCAGGAGAGAGGAAAACCAGAAAGACAGAGAGGGAGACAAAGUCAAGGCAUGAGCCGGGGAAUAGCAGCUGGCUUUUCAUAGAAGUGAUCGCUGCAAAACCUCCCCCUUUACCUACCCUCCUUUCUCUUUCCCUCAUCGUCUCCUUUCUCUUCCCUCUUGUAUUGCUGCUCCUUCUUUCUCUCUUUACAGCUAUCCUGUUCCUCAGCUCUUCAUUCUCCCUCCAUCGUCUCCUGCUUUUCUCCCCAUUAGAGAAGAGCCGAGAGUGCAACUCCUACACAGUGACAGACAGAAGGACAGCCAGAGGUCCUGUGACACUCCCCAUCACUCUCUAUCUCUCUAUCUCUCUUAGUCUCCCUCUCUUUCACACUCUUAUCCUCCUUUCACCGCACAAAUCUCAGCUCUGGCCCAGAAAGCAGGGGGCAAUUUGGAGUUUUUUGGACACAAGCACGCGAGUAUCCGUAUCCUGCCACGGCCAGAGGGAUUCCAGCUACAUGGGCAAACGUUUGGAACAGCAACCAAUGUACCCCCAGUACACCUACUACUACCCUCACUAUCUCCAGACUAAGCAGUCAUAUGCCCCACCCCCUCCUCCCAUGGCUCCACCCAGCCCCAGCACCAACAGCAGCAGCCACAGUGCAGCGGAGCAGCUCAGCAAAACCAAUCUGUACAUCCGAGGCCUCCCGCCUGGCACCACAGACCAGGACCUCAUCAAACUCUGCCAACCGUAUGGGAAAAUAGUGUCAACAAAGGCGAUCCUUGACAAAAACACCAACCAAUGCAAAGGUUAUGGCUUUGUGGAUUUCGACAGUCCUGCAGCAGCUCAGAAAGCAGUGGCCUCUCUCAAGGCCAGUGGAGUACAGGCCCAGAUGGCCAAGCAACAGGAGCAGGACCCCACUAAUCUGUACAUCUCUAACCUGCCUGUGUCCAUGGAUGAGCAGGAGCUGGAGAAUAUGCUGAAACCUUUCGGCCAUGUCAUCUCCACACGGAUACUGCGAGAUGCCAGCGGCGUCAGCCGAGGAGUCGGCUUUGCCAGGAUGGAGUCCACUGAGAAAUGUGAUGUGGUGAUUCAGCAUUUCAACGGCAAGUUUCUCAAAACCCCGCCAGGAGUGCCAGCCCCCACAGAGCCGCUGCUGUGUAAGUUUGCGGAUGGAGGACAGAAGAAACGGCAGAGCCAGAGCAAGUAUCCCCAGAACGGCAGGCCGUGGCCACGGGAAGGAGAAAGUGGCAUGGCGCUGCCCUACGACCCGGCUGCAAUGCAGAAUGGGUUCUACUCUUCACCAUACAGCAUCUCCACCAACCGCAUGAUCGCCCAGACAUCAAUCACACCAUUCAUUGCUGCCUCUCCUGUCUCCACAUAUCAGGUGCAGAGUACGUCCUGGAUGCCUCACCAACAGUACGUUAUGCAACCUACUGGUGCUGUGAUCACGCCAGCCAUGGACCAUACCAUCUCCAUGCAGCCAGUCAACAUGAUGGGGCCCCUCGCCCAGCAGAUGAACCAUCUGUCCCUCGGCACCACUGGCACUUACAUGACGGCGGCUGCUGCUGCAGCUCCUAUGCAGGGAACCUACAUUCCCCAGUACACUGCGGUGCCUGCCUCAGCCGUCUCAGUGGAGGGUGUGGUGACAGAGGCGUCUCCACAGAGUGUCCCUCCCUCUUCCCAGGAUGCCAACGGUCAGCAGCAGCCUCUCUGCGUGGAUGGCAGCAGUGAUCACGCACCCACCUACUCCUACCAGCCUGCUAAAUAACGAGAGGAGGAGGAGGGGGUGUUUGGGUGACUGCGUUGCCUUGAGAUUGGGGGACAGUGCCGGGGCUGUGGAGGACGAAAGGAAAAGCAGAACAGAAAACGUUUGUGUCCACCUUUGCACAAGCACCAAAAAAAAAAAAAAAACAGAGAAUUUAUCAGAGCGACAGGAGCCUUUGAAAGCCACCAUCAUGGUUUAAGAAGAGCUGCAGUCCUGGAGGUUGAGCUUAAAUGGCUAAAUCUACAACUUUACAAGACUUUUCCUUCAUGAAGUGAUGAAAUUCAAACAAGUACAAAAGUUUUCCAGUUAUUUUCUGAAUGUGCAGGUAGACUUUCAGCUACAGCGAGUUUUCUAUUAGAAGAGGAAGCAUGUUAUUUGUGAAAGAGAGAAUGAGAGAGAGAGAGAAAAAAAGAAGUCUUCCUCGGAUUCUAAGCUACUUUUACUUUUUUUUUUUAUGAGUUAGAUUUUAGUUUUCUAGAGAAUAUCAAUGUUUUAUCAUCUUUGUUGCCUUAAUUUUGAGAAACGUCCAAGACUUUUCCCAGUUGAACGUCUUGAAAGGAAGAAGAAGAUAAAAACUGUCUGAAUGGACUCAUGGAGUGAUGCGAGGCCUGGGGCAGGGUGGAGUGGAAGCCUGUGAUAUUACCUGUACAGAGGAAUGAGAGAGAUCUUGUGAAGACAUUUUAAAUUAUCAGUGGCGACAUUGUGUUUAAAAAGAAAGGACAGUCAAAAUAUAGUGAUGUGUUUAAAGAGAGUUGCAUUUUUUAGAAAAAAAAGAGAAAAAUGUAAACCACUGCAUCCUGGGAAAUGCAGUUUAUUGUGUAGUGCAGAUCAUUUUUAAUGGCAUUAUUGUUUUUAUCUGCAAUAUUUUUUAUGAGCUUUAAGGUGUUUUCAGCCUGCUUUGCUUGUUUCAUUGCGAAAAAAAGAAAAAAAAAAUCAAAAAACUAAAAACCGGGGGAAAAAAAAAAUAAAAUAAAUAUAAAAAUAUUGGCAGCGCAAAAGUACGUAGAUAGGAGCUUUUGAAUUAAAAUAAAGAAAAUGUGUGCAAAAAGCAAUAGUAAUAGGAAAUUGUUGACAAUUUCUUUAGUCUUUCUUAGCUGUGGAUCAAAUGCAGCCCAUGGAUGGCAUAUUUUAUACCAAAGAUGAAGAAACCCCUUAGAGACAGUGGAGUAGAUCGAUUUCUUUUCUAUUUGAUAUUUUUUGGCCUUGUUGUUCUAGUCUCUGUGUCUCAGAAGUAUCUGUUUGACCUUGACGGCCAAACUGGUACUCUCAUUGGGUGUGGGGGCGGGGCUGUGGGUUUAAACUUCCUUCCACUGCUGCAGCUUUUCUGCCAAUCAUAAAGACUUAGACGGAGAGUAAUGGAGACUUCCAGAUAGCGUGCGUUGCAUUGAGUGUGACAACUCCCCAGCAGAUGGCAUCAGAGAAGCAGCAGAAAGGAGUUUUCUGUCUCUCAGUCUUCUACUGUCCUUCUCUGCUACAGCACCCCUGGGUCACUGACUCAAGCUCUUUCAGUCUUACAUGUUUCACGUGGGUCAUCUGGUUCUGAAACAAGGUUCUAUCGUAUCUCCUUAGGGACAAGAUUGUUUCAAGGAAAUCUGUAUCCCCAUUGUGGCGUAACCUUUGCCAAGCUAGGAAUGUCAAAGUACUCACGUGUGUGUAUUUAAAUUCUCUGCAGUUAGCUACCUCAAUUUAACGCAGUUCCACCAUAAGGAAACGGGAAACUAAAGCGGACAUGAAUUACCAUCUGGCUGUGAACUACCUGACAGGUUGUGAGAUGAAGCUUUGCUUUGGGGCCAGUGGAGAAAGCUAUGAUUUGCUCUCAUGCCAUAGUGUAUAUGUUUUAUGCUUUGAAACAAAUGCCCCACUUUAUACCACUAUAAAAUAUGUUCGCAUUCACGUCUGCUGAAACCUCACCACUGGUUUAUUUGAGCAAUUUAUGAACUCACUGUUUAAAAGGUGCAACAAAGGUUAUCAGUCAAUGUAGGACCAGGUGGUUACUCCAGUGCCUUGUUACAAAGCAAUGAAGAGUUAAAUCUGUGAAGCAGAGAUAGUUUUGACCACCCAUCCCUAAUGAACUCUCAUCAGUUUCACAAGGAGAACAGUGAAGAGACGGUUUGUCAUCGUCUAAGAAUGAAGAAAGAGCUUGGCUGUUGCUCUUAAUUUGCAUAGAUCAUAGUUACUAGUCAGAUGAUUUGAUAAUGUCGAUUCAUUGCUUAGCACAGAGUUUAAAUACACAUAGUGACACUUAGACAGGCCUUGGUGGAGGUUCUUUUUGCGCUACAUAUUUUUUUUAUAUAGGUUCCAUGGUCAUUGUUGUUUUGAAGGUUCUUCUGAAGUACCUUUGGAGUGACGUUCUCAUAAAUCUUCAUUAGGUUGGGGAACGUUUAUUUUUUCCUUAUUUUUCCUCUCUGAAUUAAAGGAAGCCAUUUCAGUCUCUAAAAUGUUGACAUUUUCUGAAUACAGGGGCUGAGAUCUGUGCUAUACUCCGGUUGUUUGUCAGUGCUCGUCGUUGCUCAUUGUUUCUUGAAGCUCAUCUUUCAUUGUCUCUUCAGAGAGGGGGGAUCUCUGGGUGCUAAACACUUUGUUCCUCAGCAUGCACUGGGUAACAUCUUAAACAAGUGAUGAGUGGUGAUGAGUCAACUGCUAGGGGUCAGAGUAACAGCAAUGCUGGUGAUUCGUAGUGACAAGAGUCUUCUCUGCAUUGUGUUAAGAGAACUGCUAGCCGCUGAAUGAGAGAGAAUACAGUAUCAUAGAGUUAGAAUUAUGUUACCGUUGAUAUUGCCAUUCGAUGACCUAAUAAAAAUAUGUUGUGUUUGGGGUGAGGGUGUGGGUGGGGAUGGGGGAUUGGAGUUUUUGUCUUCUGGAAGAGGGUUAUUGACUAUGAAUUCCUUUCUGCCAUGCGUCUCAACAAGGGCAGUAUGUAGGCUACAUUGUAAUGUCUCAUCAGUGACAAGACUACACUAAGCAUAGCUCUGUUACAAUGUGGAGGUCAAGCUAGCUACACAUUUUCAUUUCUAAGACAAAAAAACAAACAAAACAUCAUCUAUAGCAAAUGGUUUUGUUUCUUUUUUUUUCUACUGCCUUUCUGGAGAGUUCAUUUUAUCAUGCAAUUGCUGCUAUCAGGCAUUCAGUAUUGGAGGGCCACAGUGGCAGAUGGGAAGAGAUUAAAUUACUGCUGCUUUCUAAACAAUCAUAAGGACCACCGUCUUAGCAGGUAUUAGAGGUGCUUGCGUAAUAUAAAGGGGCCACGUGCCUCCUGUAUUACAGAAUAUAGGCAGAUAUGGAGGGAGCUGCUCUAAACUGUAGAACAGAGUUCUCAUUCUGUUUGUUGUGCUGUAGCCUUCAGAAAGUGGACGGUGCUCUUCCAUUCCUAAUGGGGUUUCCACACUGUAAAAUCAAACAGUGAGCCAACUUAAAUAAUGCACGUAUUGCAAAACUAAGAAAGACUGUGACCUCCUAAUCGCUGAGGUACUUCAAACGAUUAUUUAUUUAAGUAAGCUCAUUGCUGGCUUUCACAGUGCACUGGCCUUGAAACCUCCUCCUCUUUCAGAACACUACACAUUUCAUUGGAUGUUAGGGUGGAGUCUCACAUUGCGUCUUCAGAUCUGAUGGACUGUCAUAGAUAAUCAUCAAGUAAGAAUGUUCAUUGACCUAUCAAAGACCUCCGGCUUUAGCAAUGGGAGGGUCAUGUAGUGUCAGCAUGGAAAAAAAAAACAAAACAAAAAAAACCUAUGUUCUACCAAAUUCAGCCAAAACAGCAAAACCUCUAUAAGAAAUUAACUUAUUGACAGAGGAAAUAAAGACUAUUUAUGGAAUUCUUUUUAUUUGUACAAGUGUUGGUGAAAGGAAUAUGAAAGUGAAACAGUUCUAGGAUGCUAUUGUUUUUUAAUUUGCUGCACAUUCAUGCCUCCCGUGUGUUCGAGUCGUGAUCCUGAGAGUUUCUGUAAAUCAGUGGAUGUCGAGUUUAAACUUCUGUUUAUUAUUUUUCUUUCAAUGAAGCUUUCAAUAAAAAAGGUCAAAAGAAUCUCAUUUUCACUA
Messenger RNA from Pygocentrus nattereri (red-bellied piranha), 6310 nucleotides. It is a transcript of the gene rbms3, whose product is annotated as RNA binding motif, single stranded interacting protein. Gene Ontology annotation, cellular component: cytosol; ribonucleoprotein complex; nucleus. The transcript has 14 exons. The record is from RefSeq and is a predicted model, not a curated record. NCBI's taxonomy places the organism in Eukaryota, Metazoa, Chordata, Actinopteri, Characiformes, Serrasalmidae. The coding region runs from base 1025 to 2278 and encodes 417 amino acids. Gene Ontology annotation, molecular function: poly(A) binding; mRNA 3'-UTR binding; poly(U) RNA binding.